This is a messenger RNA of Impatiens glandulifera, 1765 nucleotides long. Its product is annotated as 3-ketoacyl-CoA synthase 11-like. The coding region runs from base 38 to 1591 and encodes 517 amino acids. The record is from RefSeq and is a predicted model, not a curated record. Gene Ontology annotation, molecular function: acyltransferase activity, transferring groups other than amino-acyl groups. The transcript is spliced from 2 exons. Gene Ontology annotation, cellular component: membrane. Gene Ontology annotation, biological process: fatty acid biosynthetic process. NCBI's taxonomy places the organism in Eukaryota, Viridiplantae, Streptophyta, Magnoliopsida, Ericales, Balsaminaceae.
CAUCAAAAAUUAAUCAUUUCUUCUCUCUCUAUAACAAAUGUCGGAUCUUUAUACUAAUCCAUCAAGUUCCGGUUCGGUUCAACCCACCAACCGCACCCGAUUACCCAACUUCCUACUAUCCGUUAAGCUCAAGUACGUGAAAUUAGGGUAUCAUUACGUCAUCACCAAUUUCAUGUACCUUCUUCUUGUCCCUAUAGCAGUUGUUUCCUCUCUUCAUCUCUCUACUCUCUCUCUAGAUGACGUCAUCAGUCUCUGGAAUCAUCUCAAGUUUAAUAUGAUAGCUAUCACCCUAUGUUUAACCUUGAUGGUGUUUCUUGCCACUGUUUAUUUCAUGACCCGACCCAGAAAGUUAUAUUUGCUUGAUUUUUCUUGUUAUAAACCCGGACCUGAAAGGACGGUGACCCGUGAGAUUUUCAUGGAUAGGUCUGUAAAAUCCGGGUCGUUUACUGAAGAGAAUCUGGCGUUUCAGAAGAAGAUACUUGAAAGAUCUGGGUUGGGUCAGAAGACUUAUUUUCCGCCUGCUGUUCUUCAGAUUCCUCCGAAUCCGAGUAUGGCGGAGGCGAGGAAGGAGGCGGAGGAGGUUAUGUUUGGUGCGAUUGAUGAGCUUUUGGAGAAGACGAAGGUGAAGGCGAAAGAUAUUGGGAUUUUGAUCGUUAAUUGUAGUUUGUUUAAUCCGACACCUUCUUUGUCGGCUAUGGUGGUGAAUCAUUAUAAGAUGAGGGGAAACAUCUUGAGUUAUAACCUUGGAGGAAUGGGUUGUAGUGCUGGUCUUAUUUCGAUUGAUCUCGCUAAACAACUUUUGCAGGUUAAUCCAAAUUCUUAUGCACUAGUGGUUAGCAUGGAGAACAUAACCCUAAAUUGGUACUUUGGCAAUAAUCGGUCUAUGCUCGUAUCGAAUUGUCUCUUUCGCAUGGGAGGAGCCGCGAUUCUCCUAUCGAACAAGUCGUCGGAUCGUCGUAGGUCAAAGUAUCAGCUCUUUCACACCGUCAGAACCCACAAGGGUGCGGACGACAAGUGUUACGGAUGUGUAUUCCAAGAAGAGGACGAAAAAAAGGAAGUGGGAGUUGCUCUAUCGAAAGAUCUAAUGGCGGUUGCUGGGGAGGCCUUGAAAACCAAUAUUACGACUCUUGGACCUUUGGUCCUUCCUAUGUCCGAGCAAUUCUUGUUCUUCCUUACUUUGGUGGGUAAGAAAGUGUUCAAGAUGAAGAUCAAGCCUUACAUUCCUGACUUCAAGUUGGCCUUUGAGCACUUUUGUAUUCAUGCCGGUGGAAGGGCUGUGUUGGAUGAGCUUGAGAAGAACCUCGAUCUCUCGGAAUCGCACAUGGAGCCUUCGAGGAUGACACUCUAUAGGUUUGGAAACACGUCUAGUAGUUCGUUGUGGUACGAGUUGGCUUACAUGGAGGCUAAGGGGAGAAUCAAGAAAGGCGAUCGAACGUGGCAAAUUGCAUUCGGUUCGGGUUUUAAGUGCAACAGUGCUGUUUGGCAUGCUCUUAGAACAAUCAAUCCGGCCAAGGAGAAGAACCCUUGGAUAGACGAGAUCAAUGAUUUCCCAGUUCAAGUGCCUAGAGUCGCGUCUAUUGUUUCUACUUGAACCACGACAAAGACUCAUAUAUGUGUUAUGUUUAUGUAUGAUUAAUUCUUUUGGUGGUUACUAUUAGUUAUGAAUGAAGGCCAAAUUAUAGUGCCAAUUUCUUUCUAAUGUGUCAUUUCCUAUUUCCAUAUUUGGGUGUUAAUUUCUUUUAUAUACAUACAUUUAUUCAAAUCA